GCACCUCUUUAAUACUAAAUGCAUAAAUACUAUGCACCUGCAAGAAACAGCAUAACACACAAGCUUCCCAAGCUUAGCAAGUCCAUGACAGCGUUAGCAAUACUCUAUAUCCUUGUUAGUAUCGUUGCAACCAGUGAGGCUAUCAGAAGAGAUGACUUCCCCAGUGGUUUCGUUUUCGGAACAGCUUCUUCAGCUUACCAGUUUGAAGGAGCUGCUGGUGAGGGGAACAGGGGAAAAAGUAUAUGGGAUACUUUCACAAGACGACCAGGGAGGAUUUUGGACUUCAGCAAUGCAGAUGUGGCAGUCGAUCAGUACCAUCGGUACAAGAGCGACGUGGAUUUGAUGAAGGGCAUGGGAAUGGAUGCCUACAGGUUCUCUAUCUCAUGGUCACGGAUCUUCCCAAAUGGAACAGGAGAACCUAAUCAAGAAGGAAUAAGCUACUAUAACAGACUCAUAGACACUCUACUACAAAAAGGAAUACAACCUUAUGUUACACUCUUCCACUGGGAUCUUCCACAAGCUCUAGAGGACCGAUACAACGGAUGGCUGAGCCAAGAGAUCAUACAAGAUUUCAAGCAUUACGCCUAUACUUGUUUCAAAGCAUUUGGAGAUAGAGUGAAGCAUUGGAUCACCUUCAACGAGCCUCAUGGAUUCUCAAUUCAAGGAUAUGACACAGGUCUGCAAGCUCCGGGAAGGUGUUCUAUUCUAAUACACAUGCUAUGUCGGAGAGGCAAGUCAUCAAUUGAACCAUAUAUUGUUGCUCACAACAUCCUAUUAUCUCACGCUGCUGCUUUUCAUACAUACAAGCUCAACUUCAAGGAAAAGCAAAAGGGUGUUAUUGGAAUUGCUCUUGAUUCCAAGUGGUAUGAACCUAUAUCUGGUGCUAAAGAAGACCUAGAUGCUGCUAAUAGAGCCAUGGAAUUCGAACUAGGAUGGUUCUUGAAUCCUCUUAUCUUUGGGGAUUAUCCUCUCUCCAUGAAGAAUCUUGUACGAAGCAGACUACCCAGAUUUACUAGUGAUGACUCUACGUCAUUGGCUGGUUCUUUGGAUUUUUUAGGCAUAAAUCACUACACCACAUUAUAUGCUCGGAAUGAUCGGACAAGAAUCAGGAAGCUGGUACUGAAUGAUGCAUUAGCUGAUGCACUUGUCAUCACGACAUCUUCUCGAAAUGGAGAGAGGAUUGGUGAAAGAGCUGCAUCAGGAUGGCUUCACAUUGUCCCAUGGGGUAUCCGCAAGUCAAUGAAUUAUAUCAAGGAAAACUAUGCGAACCCAUUGGUUAUAAUAACAGAGAAUGGCAUGGAUGAUCCAAAUUUCACUACCCUCGACAAAGCACUGAAGGAUGAUAAGCGGAUACGCUAUCAUGCUGACUACCUCUCAAACCUGCAAGCUGCUAUAUGGGAGGACGGUUGCAAUGUACAUGGCUACUUCGUGUGGUCGCUACUAGAUAAUUGGGAAUGGAACUCAGGGUUUACAGUUCGAUUUGGCCUCUACUAUGUCGACUACAAGAGCAACCUAACUAGGAUACCGAAAGCCUCAGUUCAGUGGUUCAAACACGUUCUAGAAAAGAAUGACACGCUUGCGCAGAAAGGAAUCACAUUUAAAGAUCAGAUUGGAUGACUUGUUAAUGUAGAUUCAACAAUUUACCAUCCCUUAUAUAUUUCUCUUGGUUCCAUUG
Molecule: messenger RNA, 1675 nt
Organism: Musa acuminata subsp. malaccensis (wild Malaysian banana)
Lineage: Eukaryota; Viridiplantae; Streptophyta; Magnoliopsida; Zingiberales; Musaceae
Product: beta-glucosidase 25
Biological process (GO): carbohydrate metabolic process
Molecular function (GO): beta-glucosidase activity
Source: RefSeq, a predicted model, not a curated record